Molecule: messenger RNA, 1132 nt
Organism: Nothoprocta perdicaria
Lineage: Eukaryota; Metazoa; Chordata; Aves; Tinamiformes; Tinamidae
Gene: TMEM41A
Product: transmembrane protein 41A
Exons: 5
Coding region: 1-702 (233 amino acids)
Source: RefSeq, a predicted model, not a curated record
AUGGCCGCCAACCACGCCCCUAACGGGCCGCUGCGCUUCCCCUCGGACGUGCAGGAGCUGCGCGAGGCGGCCGAGGCGCUGCGGCAGUACGAGCGGGAGCACGGCGGCGCCGCGCUGCUGCUCUUCUGCGCCGCUUACCUCUACAAGCAGAGCUUCGCCAUCCCCGGCUCCAGCCUCCUGAACGUGCUGGCCGGGGCCCUCUUCGGGCCCUGGCUGGGCCUGGCGCUCUGCUCGGCGCUCGCCGCCGCCGGAGCCACCCUGUGCUACCUGCUCUCCGGGGCCUUCGGGAAGGGGCUGCUGGAGCACUACUGCCCGCGGCAGGUGGCCGCGCUGCAGGGCAAGGUGGAGGAGAACAGGAGCUGCUUGUUCUUCUUCCUGCUCUUCCUCAGGCUCUUCCCCAUGACGCCAAACUGGUUCCUGAACCUCUCRGCGCCCAUCCUGAACAUCCCCGUGGGGCAGUUCUUCUUCUCCGUCCUCCUUGGUCUUACGCCCUAUAACUUCAUCUGCGUGCAGACGGGGGCCAUGCUCUCGCAGAUCAGCUCGCUGGAUGCCCUUUUCUCCUGGGACACGCUGCUCAAGCUGYUCGCCAUGGCGCUGGCUGCGCUCGUGCCGGGGACCCUCAUCAAACRUUAUGGCAAGAAGCACUUGAAACUGGAGGCGGACGAGCCCGCUCCGUUGCUCAAUGGCAAGAAGAGCACGUGAAGGCUGCGGGGGAGCAGGCGCCAGGGGCUGCAGCCUCUGCUUGUGGGGACCUCGCACGGGCUGCCCUGCCCUGGACUCAGGCCACGCGCCGGGUUUAUACCUCUCRUCUAAGAGGAGGUGGAAGGAGGUUGUUUUUAAAUUGUAACUGUGCCUGUAUGUGCCCUGAGAGCUAUACAGGAGCUUUGCGAACAUUUUAGCUACGGUGCCUGUCUCUUUAUGUAAGGCUGCAUGUUCCUCAUGCUCAGCGGAGCUGCUACUCCACACAACAUUGCAAGCAAGGGAGGAAAAGCCAGAUCCCUUCGGGAAAGGUGAUUAGACACCUUAAGCCCUGGCCAUUGCCUCCCUCUUGCAGGCAGCAGCCYGCGCCUCUGCUGCUGCGCUGUGAGCGCCGGCACCACACGGGUGCAGAGCCCAGCCAGCCUCGCCGGGU